Theobroma umbraticum is the source of this 7120-nucleotide messenger RNA. It is a transcript of the gene FAB1B, whose product is annotated as phosphatidylinositol-4-phosphate 5-kinase family protein. Gene Ontology annotation, biological process: phosphatidylinositol phosphate biosynthetic process. Gene Ontology annotation, cellular component: endosome membrane. Gene Ontology annotation, molecular function: metal ion binding; 1-phosphatidylinositol-3-phosphate 5-kinase activity; ATP binding. The record is from RefSeq and is a predicted model, not a curated record. NCBI's taxonomy places the organism in Eukaryota, Viridiplantae, Streptophyta, Magnoliopsida, Malvales, Malvaceae.
AGCCCAUUUUUCGCAACUUAAAAGAACUGCUCAAAUCCCAAUUUUGUUUGCAUACAGCAGAGUCUACAGUUCAUAUCAUGUGCCCACGUUUAAGGGGAGUCGCUUUCUCCGCCACAGGAUAUAGGGUCAAAAUAAUCUGAAUCAGCACUGUCAACAAAUUCAAAAAACAAGGAAAACACUAAAAAUGAUUAUUUUAUAGGAAAAAAAAAGAAAUUUUUUACUCAAUUUUGUAGAUUGUGAGAUUAGAUAUAAUAUAUUCCCAGAAUUUUUUUUGUAUAGAUAUAAUCCGUAGGCUUCUUCAGGUGUUUUUUUCAUACAAGUUUGUUAAAAAGAGAAAAAUGGGGUUAUUUUUUUCUUUAUAUAUUGAGAAUGAGAUGCUCAUGAUCAAGAUCAAGACUUUUAUCGUUUUAUUGGUUACUUGACGAAGAACCGCUUUCUGGGUAGUAGGCCGCUGGUGGCUUUUCGUUUCAUUUGGCUUUUACCAACCCUUUUUUCUUUAUAACGGUCUGUUUGCGUACGUGGCAAGAAUCUAUUAGCGAGCUGCGUAAUUCAUGAAGAGAUUGAUCACUGAUUGAUUGAUGAUGACGUUGUUGAUUGGCAAUUUGAGGUAAAACGAUUUUAUAUAUAUAAAUACACACCUGAAUUGCAUAUAAAUUUGUUGUUUUUAUCUGUGGGGAAGGGAAGGAUUUAUUUAUUUAUUGUUGGUUGUAAUGUGGAAAAGAUAUUUCUGUUGGUGUUAUUUGGUGAUUCUGAAUAAUGGGAUCUGUUAAAUUACGCGUGGGAGUGAUUGAUGACAGAUGGGUAUGAGUUGGUUCAUGAGAAAGGGGGUGUUUUGAUCUUAUUUGUAGUGACUGAGGAUCAGUCUUUUACUCUUUGUUUGAUUUCCUGUAUUGCAAUCUGUUCAACUAAAUUUUGGUUCAAGAAUUUGCGCACAGAAGAAUUUUGAGGUGGGUUUAAUGAACUUGGCAGCGGUUUGUUCCAGUUUCUACUGUACUAUUUAUUCAUUCUUGGAUUGGAAUGGAGCAUUGCAAGCUACUUUGAUCUGGUGAAAGAUUGCGGUGUGUGCAUGAUUGUUUUUUAAAAGAAUUGUUUUUGAGGUGGAUUAGAGUGGUUUCAGUUAUGGUUUCUUAGAAUUUUUUAAAGUUCUAUUGUUGCUCUUGGUAGGAUUGUGUCUUCAUUUGGGAUGAAUUGGAUGUUAUCUAGUUUAUGGUUUGUCAAGAGUGUCAAAUGAACAUAACAUAAUGAGCGGGGGCAGUAGAAUUAUUCGUAGAUACGCCCCUAAUAAGACAUUUUCUGAGCUAGUUAGUUUACUAAAGUCAUGGCUCCCUUGGCGAUCAGAGCCUGCUAAUGUGUCAAGGGACUUUUGGAUGCCUGAUCAUAGCUGCAGGGUAUGCUAUGAUUGUGAUUCCCAGUUCACAUUGUUUAACCGUAGACACCAUUGUCGACUCUGUGGCCGAGUUUUCUGUGCCAAGUGUACAGCAAACUCAGUUCCUGCACCAUCUAAUGACACAAGGCUUCCCCAAGAAGAGCGGGAGAAGAUUAGGGUGUGUAAUUAUUGUUUCAAGCAAUGGGAGCAGAGCAUAACUACUAUUGAUGAUGAUGGAAUGCAAGUGCCCAACCAGGAACUUAGUUCUUCACCAUCGGCCACUAGUUUUAUCAGCACUAAAUCUAGUGGCACUGCUAACACCAGUAGUUUUACUUUUGGCUCAAUGCCAUAUCCAGCCGGACCGUACCAACGAGUUCAACAGAGGUCUAUUCUCAGCCCGCAUCAAUUGUCUGCAAUGAAUAAAAAGCUAAUGGAUAGGCCUGGCAAGAGAGCACCAGAGAGGAGCAAUGAUCUUGUUUUGGAUGCAGAAGAUCCAUCUUUGAACCAUUAUGGGUUUUCAUUGAACAGGAGUGAUGAUGAGGAUGAUGAGUACAGCUUAUACCUGUCUGAUUCUGAGACAAAGCAUUUCUGUCAAGAAAAUGGCUACUAUAGUCCUGUUGACUUUGAUGAGAUGAGCAACGAUGAUGGAUCACAUAAGUUUCAUCCUGAUAGCGAAAAUAGUGACUCAAAAAUUUUAAGCAGUUCUCCAAUAAACAAUGGUUUUCCUUCACCAGGCUUGGAAGGAAUAUCACAGCUUGUGAAGAAAGAUGAACGUGAAAUUGGUGAGGAAUGUGAAGCAUCAUCUUCUUUAUACGCUGCUGAGGAUCUAGACGCUGAGGCUGUAGAUUUUGAAAAUAAUGGACUUCUCUGGCUCCCUCCUGAACCAGAAGAUGAAGAAGAUGAGAGGGAAGCUGCUCUAUUUGAUGAUGAUGAUGAUGAUGGGAAUGCUACUGGAGAGUGGGGAUAUCUACGCAACUCAAGCAGCUUUGGAAGUGGGGAGUAUCGCACUAGGGAUAGGUCAAGUGAGGAGCACAAGAAAGCAAUGAAGAAUAUAGUUGAUGGACAUUUUAGGGCUUUGGUUGCUCAGCUUUUACAGGUUGAGAACCUUCCUGUGGGUGAUGAAAAUGAUGAAGAGAGUUGGUUGGAGAUUAUCACUGCUCUUUCAUGGGAGGCUGCUACACUCUUGAAGCCAGACACUAGCAAAGGGGGAGGUAUGGACCCUGGUGGAUAUGUUAAAGUGAAAUGCAUAGCUUCUGGACGUCGCUGUGAGAGUAUGGUUGUCAAAGGAGUUGUUUGCAAGAAAAAUGUUGCUCAUCGACGUAUGACUUCAAAAAUAGAGAAACCUCGGUUGUUGAUCCUUGGUGGAGCUCUUGAAUACCAGCGGGUCUCUAACCUAUUGUCAAGUUUUGAUACUUUGUUGCAGCAGGAAAUGGACCAUUUGAAGAUGGCAGUAGCAAAGAUACAUGCACAUCAACCCAAUAUCCUUCUGGUAGAGAAAUCAGUUUCUCGAUUUGCCCAGGACUAUCUUCUCGAAAAAGACAUAUCACUUGUUCUCAAUAUCAAAAGGCCAUUGUUAGAACGCAUUGCACGCUGCACAGGUGCUCAAAUAAUCCCUUCAAUUGAUCAUCUCUCUUCUCAGAAGCUGGGUUACUGUGAAAAGAUUCAUGUUGAGAGGUUCAUGGAAGAUCUUGGCUCUGCUGGACAAGGAGGGAAGAAAUUGUUCAAGACAUUAAUGUACUUUGAAGGCUGCCCAAAGCCAUUGGGUUGCACUAUAUUACUCAGAGGUGCAAAUGGAGAUGAGUUGAAGAAAGUGAAGCAUGUGGUCCAAUAUGGAAUUUUUGCAGCUUAUCACUUGGCUUUGGAGACAUCGUUUCUUGCUGAUGAAGGAGCUUCUCUGCCAGAAUUCCCUUUGAACUCUCCCAUUACUGUGGCACUUCUGGAUAAACCAUCAAGCAUUGCGAGGUCCAUAUCAACAGUUCCUGGUUUUCUGCUUCCUGCCAAUAAAAAGUCCCAGGAACCUGAGCAUAGUAGUGAACUGCAAAGAGCUAACAGUAGUCUCACUUUAUAUCUGUCAUCAUCAAUCAUGAGUCAUAAUAUUCAGAAGAUAGAAGAAACUCCACCAUCUUGUUUACCUAAUGGUACAAGCUUGUGGUCUGCACAACCCAAUUUUAUAGAGUCAACUGCCCAUUUAUCAUCUGCUUCUGAGAAAGUUCUUUCAGACACAUUUUCCAAGAGAAAUGAAAUGGGUCCCAAAGAAUCCUCAAUGGUGGAAGUUUUUAUAGACAAAAGUGAGUUGGCUGUCACAAAUAAUCAUCUCACUGUUAGUAAUGUUGGGUCAUUAGAAUCUUUGGGACAAUUUUCUAUGGUACAAAUUGACCAAGAAAAUCAGAGCGCACCAGUGGAAAUUCUGCCAGGUGGCUCAGAGGCAUCAUCUGUGCAACAAGAUAGUAAAAACCAUAAGAACCAUUCUGAGGAGCCAAAAGCAUUAAAAGAAGAAUUUCCUCCAUCACCUUCUGAUAAUCAGAGCAUUUUGGUUUCUUUAUCAUCCCGAUGCGUGUGGAAGGGGACUGUCUGCGAAAGAUCUCAUCUCUUUCGAAUCAAGUACUAUGGCAGUUUUGAUAAACCUUUGGGCCGGUUUUUACGGGAUCAUUUAUUCGAUCAGAGUUAUCGAUGCCAUUCUUGUGAUAUGCCUUCAGAAGCACAUGUUCACUGCUACACUCAUCGACAAGGAACCCUUACCAUAUCUGUUAAGAAGGUCCCAGAAAUUUUCUUACCUGGUGAAAGAGAGGGCAAGAUCUGGAUGUGGCACCGAUGCCUGCGAUGUCCUAGAACCAAUGGUUUUCCUCCAGCCACUCAGAGAAUAGUGAUGUCUGAUGCUGCUUGGGGUUUAUCUUUUGGGAAGUUUUUGGAGCUUAGUUUUUCAAACCAUGCAGCUGCAAGCAGGGUUGCCAGCUGUGGCCAUUCUUUACAUAGAGAUUGUCUUCGUUUCUAUGGAUUUGGGAGAAUGGUUGCUUGUUUUCGGUAUGCAUCAGUUGAUGUACAUUCAGUCUACCUUCCACCCCCAAAACUUGAUUUUGACUUUGAGAAUCAGGAGUGGAUACGAAAAGAAACAGAAAAGGUGGUUGACCGGGCAGAGCUUCUAUUUUCCGAAGUACUCAAUUCCCUAAGUCAAAUUUCAGGAAAAAAACUUGGCACAGGGGCACCUAAUAAUGUCACAAAAACACCUGAAUUGAGACAUCAAAUUACUGAACUUGAAGGAAUAUUACAGAAGGAGAAGCUGGAGUUUGAGGAAUCAUUGCAAAAGGCUUUGAAAAGGGAAGUGAGAAGAGGGCAACCGGUUAUUGACAUUCUUGAAAUUAAUCGGUUGCGGCGGCAAUUACUUUUCCAAUCUUAUAUGUGGGACCACCGCCUGGUUUUUGCAGCCAAUUUAGAAAAUUGUGGCCUCCAGGACAGUUUCAGCAAUUCAAUUUCAGGACAUGAGGAGAAAUCCCCCUCUGAGAGCGAGAAGUUCAAAGACAUGGAUAUGUUGGAACUUGGAAAAGGCUUUGAAUGCAAUGACUCUGCCAUUGUGGAAGCAAAGCUUGAUAGAGACUGUGACCAAAGAGAAUUAAAUGGCAACACUAAUCAGUCAGAUGCGAUUCAUCAAGGACCAGACAUGAGUGAAAAUUCAAAUCUUGGAAACAAAGACUAUGGUAACCUUUCUGCUAGCCAGAGCAUGUAUGACCGAUCUGACUCUGAGAAACCUGCGGCAAAUGUUCGCCGGGUCCUGUCUGAAGGCCAGUUUCCUAGUAUAGAAAAUUUGUCUGAUACCCUUGAUGCUGCUUGGACCGGUGAAAUUCAGCGAGCACCUGUAAUACCUAAGAAUACUUCAUGUUCACUUUCUGACUCUGCUGCUGCUGCAGAUAUUGCUGCCAUAGGUGCAGUAACAGAGGGGUUAGAUUUGGAAGACCAUUCUGAAGAAAAACUUGGGCUGAAGGUUCUUCAUUCUCUUUCACCUGCAUUGUCCGCUAAAGGUUCUGAAAAUAUGGACGAUUCUGUGAGCUGGUUAAGAAUGCCUUUCUUAAGUUUCUACCGUUCAUUGAACAAAAACUUUUUAGGAAGCGCUUCAAAGCUUGAUACGUUCAGUGAAUAUGAUCCAGUCUAUGUUUCAUCAUUUAGAGAGUCAGAACUGCAAGGUGGGGCUAGAUUGCUUUUGCCGGUGGGUGUUAAUGACACUGUUAUUCCAGUUUAUGAUGAUGAGCCUACGAGUAUGAUAUCAUAUGCUCUAGCAUCUCCUGAAUAUCAUUUCCAGCUAAGUGAUGAUGGGGAUAGACCUAAAGACAGUGGGGAUUUAAUGGCUUCAGUUCCCUUAUCUGAUUCAAUGAAUUCUCAAUUGUUACAUUCUGUUGAUGAGAUGACCCUUGAUUCUCAUAGAAGUCUUGGUUCAACAGAUGACAUUACUGGAUCUCGCAGCUCCCUGAUUAUGGACCCACUCUCCUGUACAAAGGCUUUGCAUGUCAGGGUGUCUUUUGGAGAUGAUGGGUCAUUUGAUAAAGUGAAAUACACUGUGACUUGCUACUUUGCAAAGCGGUUUGAAGCACUAAGGAGAAUAUGUUGCCCAUCAGAGUUAGAUUAUAUAAGGUCUCUGAGUCGUUGUAAGAAGUGGGGAGCUCAGGGUGGCAAGAGCAAUGUUUUCUUUGCAAAGACCUUGGAUGAUCGUUUUAUCGUUAAACAAGUCACAAAGACAGAGUUGGAAUCGUUUAUAAAAUUCGCACCUGGGUAUUUCAAGUACUUGUCCGAAUCAAUCAGUUCUGGAAGUCCAACGUGCCUGGCAAAGAUUCUCGGCAUUUAUCAGGUUGCGGCAAAGCAUCUUAAAGGUGGGAAAGAAUCAAGGAUGGAUGUUUUGGUUAUGGAGAAUCUUAUGUUUAGAAGAAGUGUCACACGGCUAUAUGAUCUCAAAGGAUCUUCUAGAUCUCGUUAUAAUCCUGAUUCUAGUGGAAGCAACAAGGUUCUGCUAGAUCAGAACUUGAUUGAAUCAAUGCCAACUUGCCCUAUAUUUGUGAGUAAUAAGGCUAAGCGGUUGUUGGAAAGAGCAGUCUGGAAUGACACUGCUUUUCUUGCAUCAUGCGAUGUGAUGGAUUAUUCGUUACUGGUUGGAGUGGAUGAAGAGAAGCAUGAGUUAGUUCUUGGAAUCAUUGAUUUCAUGAGGCAGUAUACCUGGGACAAGCAUCUUGAAACUUGGGUAAAGGCUUCAGGCAUCCUUGGUGGGCCAAAGAACGAAUCACCAACUGUAAUUUCCCCAAAACAAUACAAGAAAAGGUUCAGGAAAGCAAUGACAACUUAUUUUCUAAUGAUCCCAGAUCAGUGGUCUCCUCCUAUCAUUUCAAGCAAAUCUCAGUCAGAUAUAGCUGAAGAGAAUGGACAAGGUGGGAGCUCAGUUAAGUGAUUCUGUGAGUCUGUGGUUGUAUAUUCAGAAAUAUAAUUUGGGAGUUAAACUCUCCCUAUCUGUUUUUCCUUGUUCAUAUGAUUCCGUUUUAUCAAUUCUUUUGGAGGGCAAUUUUUCUUUUACACAUCAAAAGAGAAAUUCAUGAUUAUUUGUUAGGAGAUGCAGAACAAGGCUGUUAAAGCCAUGAGAAUUUCUGUCAGAGGUCCAAUAUUUGAUGACCUCUGCAUGAAAUUUUUGUACAAAAUAUUUAUUCUUGUAUUUAGCAUUCCAUCAUGUACAUGUAUUCUAUGUCAACUCUUUUUCAUGUAUCACAGUGAAUUAGACUCCUA